Molecule: messenger RNA, 1848 nt
Organism: Aethina tumida (small hive beetle)
Lineage: Eukaryota; Metazoa; Arthropoda; Insecta; Coleoptera; Nitidulidae
Product: toll-like receptor 6
Exons: 2
Coding region: 72-1265 (397 amino acids)
Molecular function (GO): protein binding
Source: RefSeq, a predicted model, not a curated record
AAAACGCCAGUCGAUUUCGGUGUCUGUCUGUGUUCACAUCUGCACGCCGAUAAACGCACGGCCAUGCUUUUAUGAUAACAGUUUUAUUUAAUGAAAAUAAUAAUUUUAAUCACUUCACCGACAUGUUGCAUGUAGGAAAGAGUAGUAUCGUAAAAAUGUUCUUAAUGUUGAACCUUCUGUUGAUCUCCCCUCAAAUUCUCGGAAUAGAUUUAAUGCCAAAAUCAUUGGAAAUAGGAAUGUGCCAUCAAGACCCCCAAAAAACGAUCCGCACUUUCAAAGACCUGUCAGAGUAUCAAGGCAACAAUAAGCCUUUCCAAGUCGGAAAACCUGGAUUUAAAGGCAACGUGAUUGCAUUCAAUGUGAAAACCAUAGACGAACUGGAGAAGAACUCCUUCAUUGCCCAGGGAUCGAAUUUUGUCGAGGGAGUGAUUCUGAAGGGAAAACAAAUUAAAACGAUUGAAGAAGAGGCGUUCGUCACUUUGUUUUGUUGCAGAAGUGUAGACCUAAGCGACAACAAGUUAACUAAUUUAAGUACUAAGGUUUUCAGCGGUUUGGACAACAUUGAAGAACUGAAUUUAAGUGGCAACUUGCUAGAAACCGUUAGUAUUUCAACAUUCUUUUUAAUGAGCCCGACUUUAGAACAAUUGUAUCUAUCUCACAAUAGAUUCAAGACGAUUAACAUGGAAGCUUUCCAAAGCUUGUACAGACUAAGCGUCAUAACUCUGGACCAGAACAAGUUAUCGCAGAUAAACAUGGACAUAUUAAACGCCACAUUCGUUCAAAAUGUAAACCUGAGCUUUAAUCACUUGCAAACCUUAACCUUGAACAACCAACUGAACAACCUAACUGUUUUGGACUUGACCAACAAUCGUUUGCACGAAAUGCCUUAUUUAAAGCUAUCUGUAUUGCAAACAUUGAACGUUUCUAGGAACAGUUUUGGCAUCAUGAACAUAACGAAAUUGAGGGAGGUUGAGCCUGAGCUACGACUGUUGGAGCUGAACAACUUGCCAAUGGAUUGCCACCACUUGCAAGAGGUUGUGGAAGAAUUACACGAGAAUGGAAUACAAUGGGGGAGCAUCGAGAACUGCGACAUGAACAGUUCGUUAACUUUCUAUCUAUUCAUGACCCUGUUGGUGAUAACUUUAUUGACAACCGCCUACCUGUGCCUGAGGAACAGCCAAUGCAUAAUGUUCAGACGACGACUAUCCCAUUUGUACUCGAGGAGACCCCGCGAGGGCGACAUCAGAUUGGUCGAGCAGGAAUAAAUAUUGCCUUUCAGUUAUCAACUGCGUUUUUUAUUAAUUGUUUAGAGUGAGUCAGAAUUCGAUCGGGCUUUAUUGGCGGAUAAUUAUUCGAUUUGCGUCACGACGAGGCAUUCUCUUGACCUUUUUACGUUGCGGAAUGCCCGCGGGCGCGAUGCCCGGCAUUCUAAUGCGAUCUGAGAACAGGAUCCGACGAAAUGCGACAAAAACCACACCACGGAUUUCACACAGCCGCACGACCCUAUUGUGCAACUUUUCAUUUAACUUUGAACAAUCAAAACUUUCCUCUAUGUGUUUUUUUAAUGGAAACUUUUGAUAACUGGAGGUUGUUCAAUUUUUUGUUAUGAAUAUUCAUAUUUGGAAAACGUGUGUAGUUUAGUUAAAUAAGGUCAAAUUUUAUAUUAGUAGGUUUUUUAGUGUUUGAAUUUAUUGACAAGUUUUUGGAAGCUCAAAACUCUUUACUGUAAUCACAAAUAUUGAUCUUCUGAUAAAAAUACGCAGAUAAAAAAUUAUUUAAGUCAGUUACUGUAUUUGUUUUAAUUGUUUUGUUCAUUUCUCUAUUUUCAAUAUAUUUUAUGAAAAGAAA